This is a messenger RNA of Brugia malayi, 852 nucleotides long. RefSeq lists its product as uncharacterized. Lineage: Eukaryota; Metazoa; Nematoda; Chromadorea; Rhabditida; Onchocercidae. The transcript has 5 exons. Bases 1 to 852 code for a protein of 283 amino acids. The record is from RefSeq and is a predicted model, not a curated record.
AUGUUACAUAAUCAUAUUGAACAGUUAUCACUAAAUGAUAACAAAUUAGCAAGAAGUAAACAAGAUAAGAUGAAUGUGACACAAAUGACAUUACUACGUGAAAUAACAUUUUCAAAUGAUGUUAAAGUGGUUGGAUUGACGAUGCAACGUACACUUCUUUAUGUUGCUACCAGCGAUGGUCAAAUUAUGAUGAUAAAUCCGGAAACUAGCAGACAGGUAGGAAUUAUCAAUGUUAAUGGUAAAAUAAAUCGAAUGACAGUGACACAUAAUACUGAUAUUAUUAUCUUAAAUGGUACCUAUUUAAUAUCAUUUCGAAAUGGGCAAAAAUACAGGCAAAUGAAAUUACCUAUACCGGGUAAAAGUUUAUCAACAUUUGAAGAUGAGAGCGGCUCAGAACGGAUAAUUGCGCUUGGCCGAAGUAACGAUGUAUUAUUUGUUUUUACGAAUGAUUUAAAACCAUUCGAGGAGAUCUAUUACAAAAAUGAUGCCAAAGAGACAUGUAAUUUUGCUAUUUGGUAUCAAAAUUACUAUUAUAUAAGUUGUCAAAGUGCUAUUUUACAACUUUCUGAGGAUGGUGAAAUUGUGGAAAAAAUUAGCGCUAAUAAUGGAACAUUUUCGCUUGGUAUAACAUUUGAUGAUAAAUCUCGAAUAAUUGCAAUUGUUAGAGGACAACCACUUCUUCAAGUUUUUCAAAAUGGUCAAUUACGACAUAAUCUAUCGGCGAUAUCAACCGAUGAAAUAUUGACAAUUUGGUCGGAAAUUCUUUAUGAAAAUGGUCGAUUGCAUAUUGUGGAUUAUCUGGCAAGUAAACUGAAGACUUUUCGCUAUCCAAUUGAUAGCACUGAAAAUUGA